This is a messenger RNA of Scomber japonicus (chub mackerel), 2910 nucleotides long. RefSeq names its product RAD54 homolog B (gene rad54b). The record is from RefSeq and is a predicted model, not a curated record. Gene Ontology annotation, biological process: reciprocal meiotic recombination; double-strand break repair via homologous recombination. Gene Ontology annotation, cellular component: nucleus. The transcript has 16 exons. Lineage: Eukaryota; Metazoa; Chordata; Actinopteri; Scombriformes; Scombridae. Gene Ontology annotation, molecular function: ATP binding; DNA translocase activity; ATP-dependent chromatin remodeler activity. The coding region runs from base 1 to 2781 and encodes 926 amino acids.
AUGCGACGCUCAGCAGCUCCCAGUCAGCUUUUGGGUAAUGCUGUGAAAAAGCCUCGAUUUGUGCCGCCUGGAGCGUCUACUUCACAUCCUGUGGCUGAAUCCAAACCCCUUUCUCCUAAAUUUGGUUUAGGUAAUGCACUAGAUAAGGUCCAGAGAAGUCUAGCAGCACCAGCUCCAAUCAAAACAGGGUGUGAUGUUCAGCCCAAAGCUGCCCAGGCUGCACCAGCCUUGUCCAGAGCUCUGGCUCGAGUCCUCAAUGCAAGUAAAGAAAAUGAGGCUGAGACUGAAAAUCCAAACACCGCCACAGAAGACAACACCUGCUGUGGUAAUGAGUAUGAUUUGGGUCCUGGAUCCCCUUGUACCCCUGAGCCACCUGCAAGGUCAGACUCUGGCUGCAGUCAGGACGGAGUGCGUUACUUUAGCGUGAUGUGGUGUAAGGCCAGUAAGAAGAAACACAAGCGCUGGGAGGGCGAUGCAAUCCUGGUGACAAGAGGACGCACGGCCACACUGAAAGAUAUGGAGGGAAAGGACAUUGGAAAAGGUAGCGGCUACAAGGUGUCAGAGCUGGCCUCACUGUCCGAGGGAGAGUCUCUGAUGAUUGGAGGGAAGGAAAUUGAAGUGAUGGGCAUCAUUUCUGCUGCAGACUUCGCCAAGGGACGUUGUUUCCAAGAGGUCCAAGUAGAAGUAGAGGAGCCACAUACUAAGACAGCUCCACCUCCUCGUCACUUUGUGUCCAAACCUUUCUGCCCUCCAACAGCGAUGGGGAGAGCAGAACCUCCAGGAUCCAAACUGGAGGAGGAACAGAAAGGCAGACCUCGUCAUGACCCAUUAGCUCCGGGUGCCCUGGUGAUGCCUCGUCCCUCUCCCAAUCAUCAGUGGUCUAAUAACAAGUCAGGGCUUCAUGUUAUAGAUGUUGUGGUUGACCCACACCUGACCACUCACCUGCGACCCCACCAGAGAGACGGCUUGCUAUUUCUCUAUGAGUGUGUCAUGGGCAUGAGAGCUAUUGGUCGCUACGGUGCUAUCCUGGCUGAUGAGAUGGGUCUGGGGAAGACCCUUCAGAGUGUAGCUCUGUCCUGGACGUUACUUAAGCAAGGACCAUAUGGCGGGAAACCGAUCUCUAAACGUGUCCUUGUGGUCACUCCUGGCAGCCUUGUGCAGAACUGGGGUGCAGAGUUUAACAAGUGGCUGGGCCGGGAGAGGAUCAGCGUUUUCACUGUGGAUCAGGACCACAGGAUAGAGCAGUUUGUGUUAUCACCUCUGCACAGCGUUCUGGUGAUCAGCUACGAGAUGCUGCUGCGCUGCCUGGAGCAGGUACAGAAAGUGGAGUUUGGUCUUGUAAUUUGUGAUGAGGGUCACAGAUUAAAGAACAGCAGCAUCAAAACGUCCUCUGCCCUCAGCAGCCUCAGCUGCAAUCGCAGAGUCAUACUUACAGGCACACCAGUGCAGAAUGACUUGCAGGAGUUCUACGCUAUUAUAGAGUUUGUUAAUCCGGGGAUUCUUGGCUCAUCAACUGCUUAUAGGAAAGUGUAUGAGGAGCCUAUUCUUCGCUCCAGACAGCCUUCCUGUACAGAGGAGGAGAGAGUUUUGGGAGAGGAGCGAGCAGCUGAGCUCUCUCGUCUGACUGGCAUGUUCAUCCUAAGGAGGACGCAGGAGAUAAUCAACCGCUACCUUCCGCCACGUCUCGAGUGGACGUUGUUCUGCGACCAGUCCCUGCUGCAGCGAGAGCUGUACAUGCAUCUCCUCUCUCAUCGAGUCUUCAGAGCUUGCCUGCAGAGCUCCACGCAAACUCACACACAUCUGGCCUGCAUCACUGCACUGAAGAAGCUCUGCAACCACCCUGGUCUGCUUCACUCCACUGUCAAGGAGAGAGCAGACUGUGGGUCAGUGGAUAAUUCUAUAUAUGAUGGUCUGGCAGAUCUCUUUCCAGAAUCCUACUCUUCAGGUGGAUUGAAUACUGCUGACUCUGGAAAACUACUGGUUCUGUCAGACCUGCUGGCCGCUAUUAGACACCUCAGCCCUUCAGACAGGGUGGUCGUAGUAUCCAACUACACUCAGACACUUGACCUUCUCCAGGACCUGUGCGUACACAUGAGUUACACCUUCUGUCGACUUGACGGACACACACCAACCAGCCAGAGACAGCGGCUUGUUGAUGGCUUUAACAGCCCAUAUUCUCAAAACUUCCUGUUUCUGUUGAGCUCCAAAGCUGGUGGGGUGGGGCUUAAUCUGAUUGGCGCAUCUCAUCUGGUGCUGUACGACAUUGACUGGAACCCUGCCAAUGACAUUCAGGCCAUGGCUCGAGUGUGGAGAGAUGGACAGAAGAAGACUGUGCACAUCUACCGUCUCCUCACUGCAGGGACCAUUGAAGAGCGUAUAUUCCAACGUCAGGUGGCGAAACAGGGGCUUUCUGGGACGGUUGUCGACCUGGGCAAAGGGGCGGAUCACACCAGCUUCUCCCUCAAUGAUCUGCGAGAUCUUUUUAGCCUGACGGACACACCUUGCUUAACUCACGACCUGCUGAACUGCGGCUGCAACAUGGAUGGAUCAGUCACUGCCGAUGCAGAGGAGGAGGAGGAGCAGGUCUCCAAUAGGCCAUGUCAGCUGGGCCGUCAAUCUGACCGCGGAGGGGCAGCGCAGAAGCACCUCAGCAUGUCCGAGCUGAUGCAGUGGAGACAUUUCUCUGGUGACACACACACCUUCUCAGACCCCUACCUCGAUCACGCACGAAACCACAUCACUUUUGCCUUCCAGACCACCAUCUGUCACACAGCUCAGUAAACAAACAUCACAUGCCAGACUUCAAUAUCUCCAAAACCAUAGCAUCUUCACACGCGAACGUGUCUGCUAAAUGUUUGUCUUUAGCCUCUCUGGGCUUCGUCUGCAGCCUGGCUACAACAUACAACUAAA